Eupeodes corollae is the source of this 1709-nucleotide messenger RNA. RefSeq names its product probable cytochrome P450 304a1. NCBI's taxonomy places the organism in Eukaryota, Metazoa, Arthropoda, Insecta, Diptera, Syrphidae. Bases 1 to 1539 code for a protein of 512 amino acids. The transcript is spliced from 6 exons. Gene Ontology annotation, molecular function: heme binding; iron ion binding; monooxygenase activity. The record is from RefSeq and is a predicted model, not a curated record.
AUGAUUACUUCAAUUCUUUUGGUCGCGUUGACAAUCUCACUUUUGUUCAUUUCUUAUUCUUAUGGAAUCAAAAGGCCUAAGGGAGUUCCACCUGGACCUCCAAGGCUGCCAGUAUUUGGAAGUUAUCUGUUUUUAAUGCUAGCUGGUGGAAAAUGGCUUCACAAAGGUGCACUCUGGCUUAGCAAACUUUACAAAUCGGAUAUAAUAAGCAUUUACAUUGGAAAUCACAUAGCUUAUGCUGUUCAUAAUGCUGAAGGAGUAAAAGAGAUACUGAAUAACCAAGCUUUUGAUGGAAGGGCGGAUCUGUUCAUAACUCGGAUGAGAGAUCCAAAUCUUUUAAGAAAGGGAAUCUUCUUCCAGGAUGGACCUGUGUGGAAAGAACAGCGUCGCUUCAUUCUGCGUUACCUGCGAGAUUUUGGAUUUGGGCGACGUUUUCAAACUUUGGAGGAGGUUAUUCACGAAGAGAUCUCGGAUUUAAUAGAUUUGAUUCGAAAUGGACCAAAAUUUGAACAUGAAAAAUCCAUCUCUCGCAAAGGACAGUUACUUUGCCCGUUGGCAUUUAGUCCUUGUACUGCAAGUUCUAUUUUACAUGUCAUGUUCAAUGAAAGGUUUUCACGGUCUAACCAAAGUUCUCUAGUGAAGCUAGGAUAUUAUGGAAUGGUAUUACAGCGAAAAGCCGAUCAUUAUGGAAAAAUUCUAAGCGUCAUUCCAUGGAUUAGGCACUUAUUUCCCGAGAAAAGUUCCUAUCGUCCCAUGCUGGAAUCGAACAGAUUUUUGUACAAGUUCUUUGAGGACUUGAUACAAAAAUAUAGCAAAACUUUUGAUGAGAAUCAUGAAAGAAACUUUGUGGAUUUAUAUCUAAAAGAAAUGAAAAAAGAACAAAUGGAGGGAAAUAUUGAAACUUCUUAUUCAUAUGAUCAAUUUGUUUUAAGCAUGGUUGACUUUUCAUUUCCUGCAUUUACUGCAAUUGGAACGCAAAUGUCACUUAUUUUCCAGUGGCUUCUCAUGAAACCGGAAGUGCUGAAAAAGGUUCAACAGGAAAUCGAUGAGUUUGUUGGAAGUGGAAGAUUACCAUGUUUAGAUGAUCGGAAAAAUCUCCAUUAUACCGAAGCAACCAUAAGAGAGGGAUUAAGAAUGGAGACUCUGGUGCCAUCUGAUGUCUUUCAUGUUGCACUUUAUGAUACUGAGUUUAUGGGAUAUAAUGUUGAAAAGGGUACUAUUAUGAUUCCCAAUUUAUACGCCUACCAUAGUGAUAAAAGAGUUUGGGAAGAUCCUGAGUGCUUUAGACCUGAAAGAUUUUUAGAUAAAGAUGGAAAAUUAUGUCUUAAGAAGGAUGUUUCAUUUCCCUUUGGUGCCGGAAAACGACUUUGUGCUGGUGAAACAUUUGCACGGAAUAUGCUCUUCCUACUUCUAUCAGCUAUUUGUCAAAACUUCAAUGUCGUUCUUGGUCCUGGAGAGCCACUACCAGAUAUGUCAAAGAAUGUUACAGGUUUAAUUAUAACAACUCCUGAUUUUUGGGUCAACUUAGAGAAGCGAUAAAUCCCAGUAUCUUUUCUAACUUAAAGAAGGAGAUAAAAUAAAAGUUUGCUUAGCAUAAUUAAGUACACAUAGUUAUAAGUAAACUUUGAAUUUAUUUUACAUAUUUUAGCUUACAAAUAACUAAAAUAUUUAUUUAUUUAUUAGAAAUAUAGAUAGAUUCAUACUCGUAA